CGGCGCUUUGCGAGCCUAUAAAAAGCGCGGGCGCAUGUGCGGCGCAGUGCUGGGCCGGAGGCGGCGCCGAGCCGGUUCGUCUAUCCGUCUGUCAGUCCGUCCGUCCGUCCGUCCGUCCGUCCGGGCCGGGGCAGCGCCGUGCCGUGCCUGGUGGUAUCCCCCUACCCCUCAGCGUCUUCUCCUCCGCCAGCUGCCGUUGCCUGGGUUCCUGUAUGUGCGACCGCGUCUCCAGCCCUAUGAGGUAAUCCCAGAAGAUCUUUCUUUGCCAAACCCAGGGGCUGAUGCAUCCCCUUCCCUGCUCCGGUGCCGGACUCCUGCAUUCCAGGAUCCUGUUCCCACUGAUGGGAAUGAGGGUUUCUCCUCCCCAUUCUCUCUUAGCCUCGCUUGCUGCAGGUGUGUAUCUCCAGUGGAGAGAGCCAGUAACAGGAGAGGUGUCCUGCUGGCAAUCAGUGGCUGAGCAGCGUGCUGCCCACUAUGGCUGGUUGGUUUAGGAGGCUUCUGCACAAACCCAAGUCCAGCUCAGUGGAAAACCUCAAGUCCAGCCACUCUGCUUCACCCUCACCUUCCUCCUCCUCCUCAUCCUCUGCCAAGAGCUCCAGCUCCUCUCCUGGCACGAGCCUGGCCACCAGCUCCAUCUCCCUGUCGCCCGUGUCAGCAGUGGACAUCAGCUCGGACAGUCCCCGGUGGGACAAGAGCUACGACGUCUGCAUCUGCCACAGCGAGGGGGACGUGGAGCUGGUGUCGGAGCUGGUGUCCUACCUGGAGGGGCAGCCCGAGAGCUUCCGGUGCUUCCUGCAGCUGCGGGACGCGGUGGCGGGGGGCGCGGUGGUGACAGAGCUGUGCGACGCCGUGCAGAACAGCCACUGCUGGGUCAUGCUCAUAACCCCCGGCUUCCUGCAGGACCCCUGGUGCAGGUACCAGAUGCACCAGGCCUUGGCCGAGGCUCCCAUGGCCAACGGACGCACCAUCCCAGUGCUGAAGGACGUGGAUCGCAAGGAUUAUCCCAGGGAGCUGCGGAACAUCUACUACAUCUACAUGGCCCUGAAGGAGAAGAGCUUCAGGCAGAUCAGAGACACUGUCAUGCGCUACCUCCAGGAACUGUGCCAGAGCUCCACAAAAAGCAUGGAGUAGUGCUGGGAGCAGGCAGAUGCAUUCCCAUGGGCAUCAUGGAGCUGUCGCCGUUGGAUCUGGAUGUUGGCAUGUCCCAUUGGACCUUGAGGUCAAAC
Messenger RNA from Camarhynchus parvulus, 1226 nucleotides. It is a transcript of the gene TIRAP, whose product is annotated as TIR domain containing adaptor protein. The record is from RefSeq and is a predicted model, not a curated record. Lineage: Eukaryota; Metazoa; Chordata; Aves; Passeriformes; Thraupidae. Gene Ontology annotation, biological process: signal transduction.